Sus scrofa (pig) is the source of this 10822-nucleotide messenger RNA. Lineage: Eukaryota; Metazoa; Chordata; Mammalia; Artiodactyla; Suidae. The record is from RefSeq and is a predicted model, not a curated record.
GGAUGCUGGGGCUCCGAGGCGACGGCCGGGGGGCGGGGGCCGAGGCAGGUAUAACGGUACCGGCGGAGGCAGCGCCGCCGCUCUUGCCUUCUCCCCAGGAGGGGGGCAAAUGGCGAGCGAGAAACCGGGCCCGGGGCUCGAGCCUCCGCCCGUGGGGCUCAUCGCCGUCGGGGCCGGAGGCGGAGGCGGCGGGGGCAGCGCCGGUGGCGGCGGCGGGGGCAGCGGGAUGGGGGAGCUGAGGGGGCCGUCCGGCUCCGGCUCGGUGGUGCUGCCCGCGGGGAUGAUUAACCCUUCGGUGCCGAUCCGCAACAUCCGGAUGAAAUUCGCAGUGUUGAUUGGACUCAUACAGGUCGGAGAGGUCAGCAACAGGGACAUCGUGGAGACGGUGCUCAACCUGCUGGUUGGUGGAGAAUUUGACUUGGAGAUGAACUUUAUUAUCCAGGAUGCCGAGAGUAUAACAUGCAUGACAGAGCUUUUGGAACACUGUGAUGUCACAUGUCAAGCAGAAAUAUGGAGCAUGUUUACAGCCAUCCUACGAAAAAGUGUUCGGAAUUUACAGACUAGCACAGAAGUUGGGCUAAUUGAGCAAGUAUUGCUGAAAAUGAGUGCUGUAGAUGACAUGAUAGCAGAUCUUCUAGUUGAUAUGUUGGGGGUUCUUGCCAGCUACAGCAUCACUGUCAAGGAGUUGAAGCUUUUGUUCAGCAUGCUUCGAGGAGAAAGUGGAAUCUGGCCAAGACAUGCGGUAAAAUUAUUAUCAGUUCUUAAUCAGAUGCCACAGAGACAUGGUCCUGAUACUUUUUUCAAUUUUCCCGGGUGUAGUGCUGCGGCAAUUGCAUUGCCUCCCAUUGCAAAGUGGCCUUAUCAGAAUGGCUUCACCCUCAACACUUGGUUUCGUAUGGAUCCAUUAAAUAACAUUAAUGUUGAUAAGGAUAAACCUUAUCUUUAUUGUUUUCGUACUAGCAAAGGAGUUGGUUACUCUGCUCAUUUUGUUGGCAAUUGUCUGAUAGUCACAUCACUGAAGUCUAAAGGAAAAGGUUUUCAGCACUGUGUGAAAUAUGAUUUUCAACCGCGCAAGUGGUACAUGAUCAGCAUUGUCCACAUUUACAAUCGAUGGAGGAACAGUGAAAUUCGGUGUUACGUUAAUGGACAGCUGGUAUCCUAUGGUGAUAUGGCUUGGCAUGUUAACACAAACGAUAGCUAUGACAAGUGCUUUCUCGGAUCUUCAGAAACUGCUGAUGCAAAUAGGGUAUUUUGUGGUCAACUUGGUGCCGUGUAUGUGUUCAGUGAAGCCCUCAACCCUGCACAGAUAUUUGCAAUUCAUCAGUUAGGACCUGGAUAUAAGAGCACCUUCAAGUUUAAAUCUGAGAGUGAUAUUCAUUUGGCAGAACAUCAUAAACAGGUUCUGUAUGAUGGGAAACUUGCAAGUAGUAUCGCAUUUACAUAUAAUGCUAAGGCCACUGAUGCUCAGCUAUGCCUGGAAUCAUCACCAAAGGAAAAUGCAUCAAUCUUUGUGCAUUCUCCACAUGCUCUAAUGCUCCAGGAUGUGAAAGCUAUAGUAACACAUUCAAUUCAUAGUGCAAUUCAUUCAAUUGGAGGGAUUCAAGUGCUUUUCCCACUUUUUGCACAACUAGACAAUCGGCAGCUCAAUGACAGUCAGGUGGAAACAACUGUCUGUGCUACUCUUUUGGCAUUCCUGGUUGAACUACUUAAAAGUUCAGUAGCCAUGCAAGAACAGAUGCUGGGUGGAAAAGGCUUUUUAGUCAUUGGCUACUUACUUGAAAAGUCAUCAAGAGUUCAUAUAACUAGAGCUGUCCUAGAGCAGUUUUUAUCCUUUGCAAAAUACCUUGAUGGUUUAUCUCAUGGAGCACCUUUGCUGAAGCAGCUUUGUGAUCACAUUUUAUUCAACCCAGCCAUCUGGAUACAUACACCUGCAAAGGUUCAGCUUUCCCUAUACACGUAUUUGUCUGCUGAAUUUAUUGGAACUGCUACCAUUUACACCACCAUUCGCAGAGUAGGAACAGUAUUACAGUUAAUGCACACACUAAAAUAUUACUACUGGGUCAUUAAUCCUGCUGACAGUAGUGGCAUUACACCCAAAGGUUUAGAUGGUCCCCGGCCUUCACAGAAAGAAAUUAUAUCUCUGCGGGCAUUUAUGCUACUUUUCCUGAAGCAGCUUAUAUUAAAGGAUCGAGGGGUCAAAGAAGAUGAACUUCAGAGUAUAUUAAAUUACCUACUUACAAUGCAUGAGGAUGAAAAUAUUCAUGAUGUGUUACAGUUACUAGUGGCUUUAAUGUCGGAACACCCAGCCUCAAUGAUACCAGCAUUUGAUCAAAGAAACGGAAUAAGGGUAAUCUACAAAUUAUUGGCCUCUAAAAGUGAAAGUAUUUGGGUUCAAGCUCUGAAGGUUCUGGGAUACUUUCUGAAGCAUUUAGGUCACAAGAGAAAAGUUGAAAUUAUGCAUACCCAUAGCCUUUUCACUCUUCUUGGAGAAAGACUGAUGUUGCAUACAAACACUGUGACUGUCACCACAUACAACACACUUUAUGAGAUUUUGACAGAGCAAGUAUGUACUCAGGUUGUACACAAACCACAUCCAGAGCCAGAUUCUACAGUGAAAAUUCAGAAUCCAAUGAUUCUUAAGGUAGUGGCAACUUUGUUAAAAAACUCUACACCGAGUGCAGAACUGAUGGAAGUUCGUCGUUUAUUUUUAUCUGAUAUGAUAAAACUUUUCAGUAACAGCCGAGAAAAUAGAAGAUGCUUAUUGCAGUGUUCAGUGUGGCAGGAUUGGAUGUUUUCUCUUGGCUAUAUCAAUCCUAAAAAUUCUGAGGAACAGAAGAUUACUGAGAUGGUCUACAAUAUCUUCCGGAUACUUUUAUAUCAUGCAAUAAAAUAUGAAUGGGGAGGCUGGAGAGUCUGGGUGGAUACACUCUCAAUAGCCCACUCCAAGGUCACUUAUGAAGCACAUAAGGAAUACCUAGCCAAAAUGUAUGAAGAGUACCAGAGACAAGAGGAGGAAAACAUUAAAAAGGGAAAGAAAGGGAAUGUGAGCACCAUCUCUGGUCUUUCGUCACAGACAACAGGAGCAAAAGGUGGAAUGGAAAUUCGAGAGAUAGAAGAUCUCUCACAAAGCCAGAGCCCAGAAAGUGAGACAGAUUACCCUGUCAGCACAGAUACUAGAGACUUGCUCAUGUCCACAAAAGUGUCAGAUGAUAUUCUUGGAAAUUCAGACAGACCGGGAAGUGGUGUACAUGUGGAAGUGCACGAUCUUUUAGUUGAUAUCAAAGCAGAGAAGGUGGAGGCAACAGAAGUAAAGCUUGAUGAUAUGGAUCUGUCCCCAGAGACUUUAGUAGGUGGAGAGAAUGGUGCCCUUGUGGAGGUUGAGUCUUUGCUGGAUAAUGUAUACAGUGCUGCUGUUGAGAAACUCCAGAACAAUGUACAUGGAAGUGUCGGUAUCAUUAAAAAAAAUGAAGACAAGGAUAACGGUCCGUUGAUAACUUUAGCAGAUGAGAAGGAUGACCUUCCCAACAGUAGCACAUCGUUUCUCUUUGAUAAAAUUCCCAAACAGGAGGAGAAACUCCUUCCUGAACUUUCUAGCAAUCACAUUAUUCCAAACAUUCAGGACACGCAAGUACAUCUUGGUGUUGGUGAUGAUCUUGGAUUGCUGGCUCACAUGACUGGUAGUGUAGACUUAACUUGUACAUCAAGUAUAAUAGAAGAAAAAGAGUUUAAAAUCCAUACAACUUCUGAUGGAAUGAGCAGUAUUUCUGAAAGAGACCCAGCACCAUCGUCUAAAGGGCUAGAGUAUGCCGAAAUGACUGCCACAACUCUGGAAACAGAAUCUUCUGGCAGCAAAGUUGUACCAAAUCUGGAUGCGGGAAGUAUAAUUUCAGACACCGAGAGAUCUGAUGAUGGCAAAGAAUCGGGAAAGGAAAUCCGAAAAAUCCAGACCACCGCUACAACACAGGCUGUUCAGGGUCGGUCGAUCACACAACAAGACAGAGAUCUCCGAGUUGAUUUAGGAUUUCGAGGAAUGCCAAUGACUGAGGAACAGAGGCGCCAGUUCAGCCCAGGUCCACGCACUACGAUGUUUCGUAUUCCUGAGUUUAAAUGGUCUCCAAUGCACCAACGACUUCUCACCGAUUUGCUAUUUGCAUUAGAAACAGAUGUACAUGUUUGGAGGAGCCAUUCCACAAAGUCUGUAAUGGAUUUUGUCAAUAGCAAUGAAAAUAUUAUUUUUGUACAUAACACAAUUCACCUCAUUUCUCAAAUGGUAGACAACAUUAUCAUUGCUUGCGGAGGAAUUUUACCUUUGCUCUCAGCUGCUACAUCACCAACUGGUUCUAAGACGGAGUUGGAAAAUAUUGAAGUGACACAAGGCAUGUCAGCUGAGACAGCAGUAACUUUCCUCAGCCGAUUGAUGGCUAUGGUUGAUGUACUUGUAUUUGCCAGCUCUCUAAAUUUUAGUGAGAUUGAAGCUGAAAAAAACAUGUCUUCUGGAGGUUUAAUGCGACAGUGCCUAAGGCUGGUUUGCUGUGUUGCUGUGAGAAACUGUUUAGAAUGUCGGCAGAGACAGAGAGACAGGGGAAACAAGUCUUCCCAUGGAAGCAGUAAACCUCAGGAAGCUCCCCAAGGUGUGACUGCCACAGCAGCUUCCAAGACUCCACUAGAGAAUGUUCCAGGUAACCUUUCUCCAAUUAAGGAUCCCGACAGACUUCUUCAGGAUGUUGAUAUCAAUCGCCUUCGUGCAGUUGUCUUUCGGGAUGUGGACGAUAGCAAGCAGGCACAGUUCUUAGCUCUAGCUGUUGUUUACUUCAUUUCGGUUCUGAUGGUUUCCAAGUAUCGUGACAUUUUAGAACCCCAGCGAGAGACUGCAAGAACUGGAAGCCAAGGUAGAAACAUCAGACAAGAAAUAAAUUCACCUACAAGUACAGUUGUGGUCAUACCAUCUAUCCCUCAUCCAAGUUUGAACCAUGGAUUCCUUGCCAAGUUAAUUCCUGAGCAGAGCUUUGCCCACUCAUUUUACAAAGAAACACCUGCUACAUUUCCAGACACUGUAAAGGAAAAAGAAACACCAACCCCUGGUGAAGAUAUUCAGCUAGAAAGUUCCAUUCCUCAUACAGAUUCAGGAAUUGGAGAGGAGCAAGUGGCGAGCAUCCUGAAUGGAGCAGAAUUAGAGACUAGCGCAGGCCCUGAUGCCAUGAGUGAACUGUUAUCCACUUUGUCAUCUGAAGUGAAAAAGUCACAGGAAAGCUUAACUGAGAACCCCAGUGAAAUGUUGAAGCCUGCACCAUCCAUAUCUAGCAUUAGUCAAACCAAAGGCAUCAAUGUCAAGGAAAUACUGAAAAGUCUUGUGGCCGCCCCAGUUGAAAUUGCAGAAUGUGGCCCUGAACCGAUCCCCUACCCAGAUCCAGCACUGAAGAGAGAAGCACAGGCUAUUCUUCCCAUGCAGUUUCAUUCCUUUGACAGGAGUGUCGUGGUGCCUGUUAAGAAGCCACCUCCAGGCAGUUUAGCUGUAACCACUGUAGGAGCCACUGCUGCUGGAAGUGGGCUGCCAACAGGCAGUACCUCUAAUAUAUUUGCUGCUACUGGAGCUACACCAAAAAGUAUGAUUAAUACAACAGGUGCCGUGGAUUCGGGGUCCUCCUCCUCUUCCUCCUCUUCUAGUUUUGUGAAUGGUGCUACCAGCAAAAACCUUCCAGCUGUACAAACUGUUGCUCCCAUGCCAGAAGAUUCGGCUGAAAACAUGAGCAUCACUGCAAAACUUGAAAGAGCUUUAGAAAAAGUUGCUCCUCUUCUUCGUGAAAUUUUUGUAGACUUUGCCCCAUUCCUAUCUCGUACACUUCUUGGCAGUCAUGGACAAGAGCUAUUGAUAGAAGGCCUUGUUUGUAUGAAGUCCAGCACAUCUGUGGUUGAGCUUGUUAUGCUGCUUUGUUCUCAGGAAUGGCAAAAUUCUAUUCAGAAGAAUGCAGGACUUGCAUUUAUUGAACUCAUCAAUGAAGGAAGAUUACUGUGCCAUGCUAUGAAGGACCAUAUCGUUCGUGUUGCAAAUGAAGCUGAGUUUAUUUUGAACAGACAAAGAGCUGAGGAUGUACAUAAACAUGCAGAAUUUGAGUCCCAGUGUGCCCAGUACGCCGCUGAUAGAAGAGAAGAGGAAAAGAUGUGUGACCACCUCAUCAGCGCUGCAAAACAUCGGGACCAUGUGACUGCAAAUCAGCUGAAACAGAAGAUCCUCAACAUCCUUACAAAUAAGCAUGGUGCUUGGGGAGCAGUUUCUCAUAGCCAGUUGCACGAUUUCUGGCGUUUGGAUUACUGGGAAGAUGAUCUUCGUCGAAGGAGACGGUUUGUCCGUAAUGCAUUUGGCUCCACUCAUGCGGAAGCAUUGCUCAAAGCUGCAAUAGAGUACGGCACUGAAGAAGAUGUCGUCAAGUCAAAGAAAACUUUCAGAAGCCAAGCAGUAGUGAAUCAGAAUGCAGAGACGGAGCUCAUGCUGGAAGGAGACGACGAUGCGGUCAGUCUGCUCCAAGAGAAAGAAAUCGACAAUCUUGCAGUUUUAGUUCCCUUUCUUCCCAAGCUGUUCAUCUCAAGAGGCCCAGUGGUUCUCAGCACUCCUGCCCAGCUCAUCGCUCCAGUGGUGGUGGCCAAGGGAACUCUCUCCAUCACCACCACAGAAAUCUACUUCGAGGUAGAUGAGGAUGAUCCUGCCUUCAAGAAGAUCGACACGAAAGUUCUUGCGUACACUGAGGGGCUUCAUGGAAAAUGGAUGUUCAGCGAGAUUCGAGCUGUGUUUUCGAGACGUUAUCUUCUACAAAACACUGCUUUGGAAGUAUUUAUGGCAAACCGAACUUCAGUUAUGUUUAAUUUUCCUGAUCAAGCAACAGUAAAAAAAGUUGUCUACAGCUUGCCUCGGGUUGGAGUAGGGACCAGCUAUGGUUUGCCACAAGCCAGGAGGAUAUCACUGGCCACUCCUCGACAGCUUUAUAAAUCUUCCAACAUGACUCAGCGUUGGCAAAGAAGAGAAAUCUCAAACUUUGAAUAUUUGAUGUUUCUUAAUACUAUAGCAGGUCGGACAUAUAAUGAUCUGAACCAGUAUCCUGUAUUUCCAUGGGUAUUAACAAACUAUGAAUCAGAAGAGUUGGAUUUGACUCUGCCAGGAAACUUCAGGGAUCUAUCAAAGCCGAUUGGUGCUUUGAACCCAAAGAGAGCUGUAUUUUACGCAGAGCGUUACGAGACAUGGGAAGAUGACCAGAGCCCACCCUACCAUUAUAACACACACUACUCAACGGCAACGUCCACCUUGUCCUGGCUUGUUCGAAUUGAACCUUUCACAACGUUCUUCCUCAAUGCAAAUGAUGGAAAAUUUGACCAUCCUAAUCGAACCUUCUCCUCUGUCGCAAGGUCUUGGAGAACUAGUCAGAGAGAUACUUCUGAUGUAAAGGAACUAAUUCCAGAGUUCUAUUACCUCCCCGAGAUGUUUGUCAACAGCAAUGGCUAUAAUCUGGGCGUCAGAGAGGAUGAGGUGGUGGUAAAUGAUGUUGAUCUUCCCCCUUGGGCAAAAAAACCUGAAGACUUUGUUCGGAUCAACAGGAUGGCUCUGGAAAGUGAGUUUGUUUCUUGCCAACUCCAUCAGUGGAUUGACCUCAUAUUUGGCUAUAAGCAGCGAGGACCAGAAGCAGUCCGGGCUCUGAAUGUUUUUCACUACCUGACCUAUGAAGGCUCCGUGAACCUGGAUAGUAUCACUGACCCUGUGCUGAGGGAGAUUCCAGAGGCUUAUUUCAUUAGAGAUCCCCAUACGUUCCUUCUUACACAGGACUUUAUUAAGGCCAUGGAGGCACAGAUACAGAACUUUGGACAAACGCCAUCUCAGUUGCUUAUUGAGCCACAUCCGCCUCGGAGCUCUGCCAUGCACCUGUGUUUCCUUCCACAGAGUCCACUCAUGUUUAAAGAUCAGAUGCAACAGGAUGUGAUCAUGGUGCUGAAGUUUCCAUCAAACUCUCCAGUGACCCACGUGGCGGCAAACACACUUCCCCACCUGACCAUCCCGGCGGUGGUGACCGUGACCUGCAGCAGGCUGUUUGCCGUGAACCGAUGGCACAACACUGUAGGCCUAAGAGGAGCUCCAGGUUACUCCUUGGACCAAGCCCAUCAUCUUCCCAUUGAAAUGGAUCCACUCAUUGCCAAUAACUCUGGUGUGAACAAACGGCAGAUCACAGACCUCGUGGACCAGAGCAUACAGAUCAAUGCACAUUGUUUUGUGGUCACAGCAGAUAAUCGCUAUAUUCUUAUCUGUGGAUUCUGGGAUAAGAGCUUCCGAGUUUAUUCUACAGAAACAGGGAAGCUAACUCAGAUUGUAUUUGGCCACUGGGAUGUGGUCACCUGCUUGGCCAGGUCUGAGUCCUACAUCGGUGGGGACUGCUACAUUGUGUCUGGGUCUCGAGACGCCACCCUGCUCCUCUGGUACUGGAGUGGGCGACACCAUAUCAUAGGAGACAACCCGAAUAGCAGUGACUAUCCUGCACCAAGAGCCGUCCUCACAGGCCACGACCACGAAGUUGUCUGUGUUUCCGUCUGUGCAGAACUUGGCCUUGUUAUCAGCGGUGCUAAAGAGGGCCCUUGCCUUGUCCACACGAUCACUGGAGAUUUGCUAAGAGCCCUUGAAGGACCAGAAAACUGCUUGUUCCCACGCUUGAUUUCUGUCUCCAGCGAAGGCCACUGUAUCAUCUACUAUGAACGAGGGCGAUUCAGCAAUUUCAGCAUCAAUGGGAAACUUUUAGCUCAAAUGGAGAUCAACGAUUCAACACGGGCCAUUCUCCUGAGCAGCGAUGGCCAGAACCUGGUGACUGGAGGAGACAAUGGCGUGGUGGAGGUCUGGCAGGCCUGCGACUUCAAGCAGCUGUACAUCUACCCCGGAUGCGACGCCGGCAUCAGAGCAAUGGACUUAUCCCAUGACCAGAGGACUCUGAUCACUGGCAUGGCUUCUGGUAGCAUUGUAGCUUUUAAUAUAGAUUUUAAUCGGUGGCAUUAUGAGCAUCAGAACAGAUACUGAAGACAAAUGAAGAACCAAAAGCCAAGUUAAAGCUGAGAGCACAAGUGCUGCGUGGAAAGGCAAUAUCUCUGGUGGAAAAAACUCGUCUACAUCGACCUCCGUUUGUACAUUCCAUCACACCCAGCAAUAGCUGUACAUUGUAGUCAGCAGCCAUUUUACUUUGUGUGUUUUUUCACGACUGAACACCAGCUGCUACCAAGCAAGCUUAUAUCAUGUAAAUUAUAUGAAUUAGGAAAUGUUUUGGUAAUUAUUUCAUAUAUUGUUGUUUAUCGAGAAAAGGUGGUAGGACGUGUCACAAGAGACUUUUGACAAUUCUGAGGAACCUUGUGUCCAGUUGUUACAAAGUUUAAGCUUUGAACCUAACCUGCAUCCCAUUUCCAGCCUCUUUUCAAGCUGAGAAAAAAAACAAAAAACAACAAAAAAAAACAAACCACGUUUGAUAUUUUGUACAUCAAAUGCAUCUUAUUUAAAGGGAUACUUUUGUAAAAGUAAAACCUUGUAUAAAAAACAAAAUGUUUCUUAAUUUUAUUGUGGAGUUACAACUUGCAUGUUCUUUAAUCCUGAUGUCUUGACAGAACAGGUGCAUCGACACUAGGAAAUAGUAAGAUCUGUCCAAGGACACAGCUUGUAUGAAAGGAUUGAAUUUGGGCUCAAUUAGUAAUUUUUGACAUUUUCACUAAAAUAUGAUUUGCACUUUCUAAUCAAAAUUCAUCCGUCCUAAGUGAAAUUUGCUCAUAAAGCAUUUAGAUACUAAGCCAUUUUUUUUGGUUGCCAUUUUUGGUACUUUUUACAAAGAAAAUUUAGCCCUACCCUUCAUAAUUUGAAGACACAGCAGAAAGGGGGCUUAGGGAUGAGGUCCUGGUUUUAUUGUAUAAAUAGGAGUCCCGAUUGUUAGUUCCAUAGUAAUGACUUACCAACUCCUGGACAACUCUUCCAGAAUCAUCCUGCUGGCUUAGCGUGUGUACAUUAGGGGAGGAGAAUCUGAUGCUAAUUUUUUUUUGCUUUUUUUUUUCUCUUUGGUUCCUGAAUAGCUUAGUUUCUUUAAUAAUAAAUCAGACUUUAUUAUAACAAUAACUGAAGUUAUUCUUUUAGGUUUGUGUGAAAUUCUCACCUAAAGCCACAUUCUUAGCCUAAGGCACUUCGUCUUUUAUGAUAUAAAAUGAUGGCUAUCAAAUGAUUUUCCAUACAUUGUACUGAUCAAGUUACACACCCAGGGGUAUAUACACUUUAUUCAUGUUUCUUCUUUGUAUAUUUGGUGACUGUAUCGUCAUAGAUGUACAUAUUGUGUCGGUAGGGCUAUGAGGCAUGUUACAGGAAUGUAAUUUUCUCAGAAUUUACACUCACUUGCAGUCAUUUAUUUAAAAAGAUAAAACAAGAUAAUGGGUUCUUUGUAUUGGCACUUUGCACCAGAAACAUAUCAUUAUUUAUUGAUGUGAUUACUUAUUUGUUAUCCACCUUGUACUAGUAAGUUUUAGCACUGAAUUCCUUCUUCAUUGUUGUUUGUAUUUAUGAGAUUCUGAAAUUCCGGGGAAUCAGCGUAAUGAUUAAGUUAUUCAUCACCAGGCUGUAAGCAAUAUCUUGAGUUUGUAGCUUAGAAUUGGGAGGAUAAUGAACAUCUGGAAGACAAGUUCAUUUCAUCUUGAGAUCAUGGUGAAAUAUUUUGGAUAUAUAAAUUCCUUAAGCUAUUGUAACCAUGUUUUAUUGCAAAGAUGUAAAAUAUGCCAGAUGUGUGUGAGUUGGAAAUCAAAAAAAAGAAAAAUAAAAUAUGCAAAGAAUUCA